Protopolystoma xenopodis is the source of this 420-nucleotide messenger RNA. Lineage: Eukaryota; Metazoa; Platyhelminthes; Monogenea; Polystomatidea; Polystomatidae. The record is from the annotation of a GenBank genome assembly.
ACGGAGGACUUUGCCAAUGUACGCCAGUCAGCCAAUCAAAUGCAAGAGAGACUCAACCAACUUCAGCUUGAAAACGAUAGACUAAAUGGAGAAAAUCGUCGUCUUCGCGUGCUCGCCGCCACAGCUCCUUCAACAACGACCGUCGCCUCGCCUACCACUUCUGGCAUCAGUUCUGCAAUGGCUUAUGGCUAUCGCGGCCCCACGAUGAGCACAAUCACUGCCUCUCGUGAAGCCGUAGAGGCGGCAUUGCGUGAAAGUAAAGCUACCAAAGAACGUUUACGUGACUGGGACCGCCGACUGAAGCAAGUCAGUCGUGAUGUGGCUUUAGUGUCGAUGGCCGACAAAGACCACGAAUGGUUCGACAGAUAUUCAGAAGCCAAAGAGGUGAUCAAAGAACAGGAGUUGGAGGUGAGUUGUUGA